This is a messenger RNA of Cucurbita pepo subsp. pepo (vegetable marrow), 1334 nucleotides long. RefSeq lists its product as uncharacterized. The record is from RefSeq and is a predicted model, not a curated record. Gene Ontology annotation, molecular function: protein-folding chaperone binding. Gene Ontology annotation, cellular component: cytosol. Lineage: Eukaryota; Viridiplantae; Streptophyta; Magnoliopsida; Cucurbitales; Cucurbitaceae.
GCCCAUUUUCAUGAAUGGAAACUAAAAUGACCUAUUUUUUGGAACUUGACAGAAAGGUUGCCCAAAGAUAAUUUCUGGAAGUUUCUAAAGGUUUUGCUCAAUCGAACAAUCCGAGCUUCUAAUGCGCGAAAUCCCACCUCGAUUCUUGCAGAACAUCAUCGCCAGAAAGGAGGAGGAAGUUCUGGAGAGGGAAAGUGAAGGGGGCAAUGGGAAUCGACUAUUACAAGGUUUUACAAGUUGAUCGGAAUGCCAAAGAUGAUGAUUUGAAGAAGGCUUACAGGAAGCUCGCUAUGAAAUGGCAUCCUGAUAAGAACCCAAAUAACAAGAAAGAUGCCGAGGCUAAAUUUAAGCAGAUCUCUGAAGCUUAUGAGGUUCUUAGCGACCCACAGAAGAAAGAAAUCUAUGAUCAAUAUGGUGAAGAGGGUUUAAAGGGUCAGGUGCCGCCGCCUGAUGCUGGUGGUCCUGGUGGAGCUUCCUUCUUUUCCACCGGCGACCGGUCAUCAACAUUUAGAUUCAAUCCGCGAAAUGCUGAAGAUAUUUAUGCGGAAUUUUUUGGGUCUUCGAACCCGUUUGGAGGAAUGGGAGGGGGACCAAGGUUUUCAAGUAGCAUUUUUGGUGAUGAUAUAUUUACGUCUUUUAGAGAAGGUGGGGGAGGAUCCAUGAGCCAAGCUGCUUCUCGUAAAGCUCCUCCAAUUGAGAACAAAUUGCCUUGUAGCCUUGAAGAUUUGUACAAAGGAACUACCAAGAAAAUGAAAAUAUCUCGAGAAGUUUCAGACACGAGCGGGAAGAUUGUAACAGUGGAAGAGAUCUUAACAAUUGACAUAAAACCAGGUUGGAAGAAAGGAACAAAGAUCACAUUUCCCGAGAAAGGGAACGAGCAGCCUAAUGUAAUACCUGCAGAUCUUGUUUUCAUCAUCGACGAGAAGCCGCACAGUGUGUUCACUCGUGAUGGAAACGACCUAAUUGUCACACAAAAGAUAUCAUUGGCCGAGGCGCUGACUGGUUACACUGUCCAUCUCACCACCUUGGAUGGGAGAAGUCUAACGAUCCCGAUCAACAAUGUGGUAAAUCCAAGCUAUGAGGAGGUCGUCCCAAGAGAAGGAAUGCCUAUGCAAAAAGAUUCAACAAAGAAGGGGAACUUGAGAAUUAAAUUUAGCAUCAAGUUCCCUUCAAGGCUGACUACAGAGCAGAAGGCUGGGAUAAAGAAACUCUUGGGUCAGUAAUAUUAUGAUUUGUUGGCUUGGUUUUUCUGUAAUCAACUCAAGAACCACUCAUUGCGAAUACAGUGUUUGAAAGUUUUGCUAAAAUGGGUCCAUCUUGUUUUUUGUAUUUAA